This is a messenger RNA of Spizellomyces punctatus DAOM BR117, 6482 nucleotides long. Its product is annotated as separase. The transcript is spliced from 29 exons. The coding region runs from base 71 to 6400 and encodes 2109 amino acids. The record is from RefSeq and is a predicted model, not a curated record. Gene Ontology annotation, cellular component: mitotic spindle pole body; nucleus; cytoplasm. Lineage: Eukaryota; Fungi; Chytridiomycota; Chytridiomycetes; Spizellomycetales; Spizellomycetaceae. Gene Ontology annotation, molecular function: cysteine-type endopeptidase activity; protein binding. Gene Ontology annotation, biological process: proteolysis; meiotic chromosome separation.
CAGAUCUUCGCAGCAUUUUCAUUCGCGUCGCGUCUUUCCGUCGUUUGGCAGCUGCAUAUAGUCGAACACUAUGCAGGAUGUGACGGAUACGACAAGCUCCGACUCGGCAGAAGCCUUACUUCUUGCGUUGAGCAGUCCUGGUCAAUGCACGGGCGCGCUGUCAAUGCGAAUUCGUGCGUUCCUUGCUCCAGCACUGCAGCACGGUGAUGUGUCGGGGCUAUCAAGCACAGCUGGUGGAGGGUCUGCAACAAGGAUACCAAAACGUCGGGGCACUGGAAGCAAGGUCACAGUUGGAACUACGACCACCCGCGCAUCAUUAAUGCAGCCGCUUGAAACGAUAGCGGCUCGACUAGGACCGUUUGCCAUGAAAGUUCUUAACCAAGCUGUCAGAAUGCUGACUGCGUGUGCAAACGAAAAGAAUGCCAACAAGGUAUCAUCCACGCGGUCCGUUCCGGCAAAGCCUGCAGAGGUAUCACCUGCAACGUGUGCACCAGUUCGAAAGACCAAAACGGCCACAAAGACACGUCCCCGGUUUGACUCUACGGCGACAACAAAGGCUGGAAGAACGACAAUGGCUGACAGAAACGGCGUAAAUUUGACAGUGGAGCAAUGCCUCGCUGACUGCUCAGAGUGCUCUCUGGAGGCAUUGAGUAUUCUCCAAAGAUACCUCACACUCAACUCUUUGGAUCUUGAGAAGGUGGCCUGCAACAUAGCCUCACGACUAGUGGAUCUUGGAGAGCUUGAUCGUGGAUUGAAGCUGCUCAUGUACAUACAUCGCCGACUUUGGAUAGAAAACUGCACAUCUCCAUCAACAACUCCGUCACUAAAUGGGCGGAGACGGCCAGCUGCCUCUACACGAGGGAGAAAGUUGGGCACCACGAUCGAGUCCCGUUUUCUGAAAAGUGCAAAGGGGCAAAGCUCCAGUAGCAGUAAAACUAACUGCAAUAGAGAAGGAAAAGAACCGAGAAAGGGGUCCAUAUCAGAGUCGCUUUUACAGCUGCCAUCUAUAUGCUCUCCGGACUCGUGUUCCGCUCGACUGUCGCUAGGUCUAAUGUGCAUGACUGUUGCACUGAAAUGCUGGCUACUGGAUCAGGCAAACAGAAAUGCAAUCGUAACGGAACAGCUGCUAAUGAAGCCCUUCGGAAUAUAUUCAUUGUGUAAAUUGCUCAAGACGAUGGAUGAAGUUAAUGGCGCCAAGAGCUCUGAGAAUGUGUUCCGCCUUUUAUACAGAACUUCGCUCAACGAGAACGAGUGGGAUCCUCAAGCGGCAUUGAAUCUGCGAAAAUUGGCGCUUGCUUUUUAUGUGGAAUCUUCUGGCGUCACGUACGCCAACUUUGCGGAGCAAGUUUUCAAAUUUGGGAUGGCGUUUGAGCACGCGGGAAAGUCGUUGGAUGCAAAUCAGAGGGCCGCUGCUCUAUUAGACUUUUACAUCGCAUCGCUGGAUCUCGCCGAGAAACUACUGGAAACGGGGCAGCGACCCCAACUGGCUUCUUGCAAGUGGUGCGAUCAUUGUGUUUAUGUUGCGAAAAAGAUGAAUCGAGCGGAUAUUGUGACACGAACGCUGAAGCACGCGCGGAUGGUCAUGAAAGCAACGGAUGAUCGCAUUUCAACUGAUAUUGCAUCGUGCGCGUUUUUGACGUUUAACAGAUUAGAGGCGCUGGCGUUGAAGUUCACUGGUGCUGUGGUCAGACAGAGCGAUCCCGAGGAAGCAUAUGCAGCGGCGGAUGAGUUGGAAUCUAGUCUGAGAGAACUUACCAAAACCCUGCAAGUUGGAGAAUGUGCAGAAGGGACCGCACAGACGGUUCAACAUUUUAUUCGGUCAAUCGAUACUGUGGUUAAAAUGUCUGGGGAAAUCGCUAGCAAACCUGAUUUUGAUGAGAACAGUCUGAUCCAGAAAUUGGAGACACGGUGUUGGAGGCCAGUAUUUAUGGGUCUUGUUCAACUGAACGAAAUAUUGCAGACGAAGAAUGCGGAAAGUGGAACAGUCUCGGACGCGGACCUCCGGAAACUGGUACCUGGCAUUGUCGCCUGUUUCAAUACGUUAGGGCGGAUCGAUAGUGGAUGUGGUUUGCAAGGAAAGGGCCCUUUCCUGGAUCAUCUGAAAGCAGCGGCCGCGCUUUCAGCAAAACACGCAUUCGAGGAAGGUCUCAGAUCAACCGCAAAUACCUGCUACUUCCUUGGCGGCAUAUUCUAUAAAGAGAAGCACUGGGAGAUGGCUGGGACACUCUUUAGCCUCUCAUGCGACGUUCUUGGUAACUACCUGGACGGGGUGACGGAAUCGCAUAAAACGACAAGUGCCGAAGUCCAACUGCAGGUUUCCAAGCGAUAUGAGCUCUGCUCCAUAUGUUACAGUAUGCUACAUGAUUAUGAGACUUCGCUGAUGUUCAUCAAGAAAGCUAUAUUGCAGCUUCUGUCGCUCCCCGUCGUGGAAUCAGCCGAAGACUCUGCACCUCCUGAUCCGGCUUUACUCAGACUGGUUGAUCGCUACGUGAAAACCAGAACGCCAAGUCGUCCUUAUAUCCCUCUCAUGGAAUUCGUCGGCGGAUCCGAUUCUCCUGGUCAAAUGGAAAAAGUAAUCCCCUUAGCGGAAUAUGAAUUGAAGCUAUUACAGGGGAUCGAAGGCAAUCCCGGAAUAUAUUCAGGACAAACACGACUUAUUGAUGGACUUUUGGAUUGGUAUCAAGAACAAUCCUUCCCGAUACGUCGUUCCAGAAUGCUCCUCGAGAAGGCCGAAGUUCUGCGAACAUGUGAUAUUGAAUCAAUAGGCAGUGUAUCCGAUGCUGAAGCUUUAUGCAAAGCUGCCAUAGAGCUCUUAAAAGCAUCGAGAUGUAAUGACAGUUACGGCAAUGAUCGGGAUCGAAUCAAUGAAUGUGACAACGACCUAGCGCUGGCGUAUUCUUAUUUAGGGAUGUGUAUGAACGAUCAGGACCGGUAUCAAGUCAAACCUUUCACCAUUGCUUUGCAAAUAUGGAAGAGAUUACUGGUUCGCGUUCCACAGUACACUUAUAACGCCAAACCAGGACCGAAAAAGCCAAAAGCCAGCGCCUUUUUCGCGGACUUACGCGCAACGUACCACCACAUUCGGAGGUUAACCGAUUACUUUGAAAUGUUGAACCAACCUCUCAAUCGCAUCUUGUGCGGACGCCUGCUUCUUCGGUUGACGACGUUGCUGAGAGAUACCGAUGAUUUACGAAAAGAGGCCGCCACGUUAUACGGUGAAAUUGGGUUCGCCUAUAUUCUUCUCGGAUAUACCGGUCAAGCGGGAGUUGCCUUGGCUCAUGGGCGAAUGUUGGUGGACUCUGGCCAAUGUACUACCGAAGGGUCCACAUUUUGGCAACUUUGCUACUCAUUCUACUUAUGUUGCAUUGGCAAUCAAAGCAAAAGCGAGACAACUUUCAAAAAGGUGAAACCUCCUCAACCGUCAUCUCAGAAGGAUGGACGUCGCCAUGUCGUUUUUGGCACCUUUUCGCGGAGUGUCCACACCUCGUUGCCGGCGUUUGCAUUCUUUGUGCACGCAUACAUAUGUUUUGGAUCGGGAAGUCUGGCUGGGGCAAUCGCAGAUGCAGAGAGAUGCCUUCGGCUGUUGAGCAAAGAAGUGAAAUCGUUGAAGUCUCGAUCGGAAGGCUUGUCCGAAAUCACCAAUGCAAUGAGUACUCUCAGUCUGACGGGGUCUCAAAAAGGUUCCAAAGCCGAGGCGCUCUACGGAAAAAUUCUGUGCUCUGCGCAAUGGCAUUUUGUGCAUCGCUUCUUAAGCUGUUACAUGUGGUUGGGACAACUAUACGUCCGGCAAGGUUCGGUAAUGGAAGCCGAACAUUUCUAUCGCGAAGGAUUAGAACUUGCAACCCUGGUCCACUCCCAAAUCUUCAUGAGCGCAUUCUUGCUUGGCCUGGCCGAAGUUGACUAUCGUUGCUAUCGCUUAACUGAGUCUGCACAGCAGAUUGACACAGCGGUGGAAUGCCAGGAAAACGUGUCGCCGGAUGUGACAGUACGAGAUGUUGUCCAGUCGAAGAUACAUAAAGGGGAUCAGCAGCUUCGUGGAGAGGAGUACGACGAAGCCCUAAACUGCUUUUUAGAAGCAGAGAUACUAUUGGAUGAGGCGAUGACCGAUGCGGUCAUUACAAAUCUCGAGGAAAAGGACUUGCGUGGUACGGAGACACCGCGGGAAAGGAAAAUCAUACAUCUUUCACCCGCGAAGCGGAAGGCUCUCAGUUCGUCGCGACUUGCUCAAGAAAAGUCUGAUAUUCAGUAUGAAUGCGCUGUACUAUCGGAAAAGAAAGUCGAAAUCAUAUCCCGUAUUGGUUGGGCUCUCUGUAAACAAGGAAAGCUGGAGACGUCCGAGAAGAAACUGAUGAGUGCUGAUGACUUCCUCCAUAGAGGCCUGGGACAGGCGGAAUACACCGGUGCUCUAGCCAAAGUUAAACUUCAAAAGCUAUUGCAAGCUUUACGGACUAAUCCGUUGUUUACCAUGUUUUCUGAUUCUGCUUUCUCGCUGCCCUGGUGCGUCUCAAAGCGAGUUACCACAAGUUCCUCCAGGCAAACCAAAGCAUUCAAAGCUGCGGUGGCAGUCCAGCGAACCAUCGCACAAGUACAGGAGUUAUUUAAAGAAGCCUUUGCCUCUGUUUAUCCGUACGGUUCUCCUCAACUGUGCCAUGAGAUAUCUCACGGGCUGGCACUCUUGAAUGUGAUGCGGGCUUACCUGACUGGCGGUACCGAUGAUUCGGACGCAUCGGACUUGGCACUCUCUUCAGCAUUGUAUUUAGAGCUGUCAAAAGGAUUGACGUCAAGACGUGAAAUGCUUGCAUCCGUACGUGAUAAACUAUUGCGACGAUCGGGCCAGUCAUCUUGGCCUGUCCCCAUGAGCGAGAUUCGUGCUUCCAUCACAGAUGGUGAAGUGGGAUCAGCCGCAACAGAAAAUAUUGCAGAAGAAUGCACUCAUGGUUCGACGAUGACUAUAUCUGAGUUUCGUGAUGACAUCAUAAACGCUCUUCCCGAGGAUUGGAUAGUCUGCUCGUUGUCCGUGGAUUUGGAAAGAGAGGACAUGUACCUAACCCGAUUAGAAAAGGGCUCAUCUCCGGUUGUGGUUCGCUUGCCAUUAAAACGGCAAGCAAUGAGGGAAGGAGAAGACAAUGGUUUGCUAUAUGGGGAGGUCAUCGGUGAGCUUCAGGACAUUCUGACAGCAAGUAAUGCAACAACCGAGAACGCGGAUGCAUAUGUCACAAGGGAGGACAAAGCCGAAUGGUGGAAGAAGCGAAAGGAGUUGGACCAGCGCCUGAAGGCUUUACUCGAGGAGAUAGAACUUGUUUGGUUGGGGGCGUUCAGAGGACUACUGAUUACAGACGAGUACGACUCACCUUCAUGCACUGAUGUUCUGUUGGAAUUCAAAGAAAAAGUUGAGAAGAUCAUUUUCAAAGCGGUGUCAACUAAAGCUGGAAGGGGGAAGCGAGCUAGCGUCUUACCCAUUGAUUCUGACCUUUGCCGGAUGCUGCUACGGCUUGGACCGGAUCCAUCGCCUGACGACAUUGAAGAUGCUCUAUUUCAUUUGAUGGACGCCUAUCAGUACAGUGGAACAAACGUUGAUUAUGACGAGCUGAACAUUGACUUGAUGGAAUCUGAUAUGAGGGAUGCUCUUGUCGCGUUCCACGAGACAUAUCAAAACGUCAUGGGCAACACUUCGGCUCGAAACAAGCCGUCACGCCAUUUGAUUCUGAUACCCGACAAGCAUCUACACAUGAUUCCAUGGGAGAGCUUACCUGUUCUUCGAAAUCGACCUGUAUGCCGGCUACCAUCUAUUUUCUUUUUGCAAAACAUCCUUUUGCAAUUGAAGAAGCAAAACCUUGUCGUAGACCCGCAAAAGACAUACUACCUGCUGAAUCCCAGUCAAGAUCUGGUUCGCACUCAGGAACAGUUUCAGGAAAUGGUGACAAGUCAGGAAGGGUGGUCAGGAUUAAUCUCCCGCGCUCCAAGCGAGGAUGAUUGGGCGAGUGCGUUAUCAAGCAAAGAUCUAUUCAUCUAUUUUGGCCACGGCGGAGGCGAGCAAUAUAUACGAGGCCAUCGUGUACGAGAACUGGAUAGGUGUGCAGUAACUCUAUUAUUGGGUUGUAGCAGUGGAUGUUUACGUCCAGCUGGUGAAUUCGAUCCACAUGGAACACCAUUGAACUACAUAUUAGGGGGAAGCCAAGCCAUUGUUGCAAACCUUUGGGACGUAACCGAUCGCGAUCUGGACCGGUUUAGCUGUGCCAUGUUCGAGAAAUGGGGCUUGGUCACGUCAAGAGAAACAGGUCAUAUUGACCGCUCAUCAAUUGCAGAAGCUGUGACGACAUCUAGAGAUGUCUGCACCCUGAAGUACUUGACGGGAGCAGCGCCAGUGGUCUACGGAGUGCCGGUGUACUUGAAGAGAUGAGGUGAUAUAUUGGUUGCACUUAAAUAGAUGAUUCUGUAAAUCUAGGUAAAUAUAUAAGACACUAAUAGAAGCUAUACCAAAG